UUAGUCAUUGAGGAGCGGAUGCUGCAUUUAACUCUCAUGCAUCAACUUUUGAAAUUAUCACACAUUAUUAUAAAAUUCAUUGAUCAAUUGGCUUUCUUCUUAUUGGGAAUUUGUUUCAUGUCAUUUCUCAUUCGAUACUUGAGUUCUUGUUUUCAUUCUUGGGCCAAUGCUUAAGAUAAGAUGCUAGAUCUAUCAGCUUAAGCUAAAUUAAGCGACUGGAAGUCCUCCUCAAGAUCAUAUUGAUUGCUUUCAAGCCUGUAUGCUUUGUCCAUUUCAUUAACAUUUUCUGAUAUUAUUCUCUAAAACUUGUUCAUAAAAUCCUUCUUUUAUUGUUAACAGUCAGUAUGUAAUUCAUGAGCUAGAGAACUCCUUAGCAGGCUAAACAAAAGCUGAAGCUGAUCUAGAGACUACCCCUAGGUAGCUCCAAAGAAGGCCCGAUGCUAAGCGAAGCUUCAUGCCUUCAGAAGUGCCAGAGAGACUUCCUGUGUGACAAAGAGAACUUAUCAGCUGAAACAACUGAAGGAGAAGUUAUGACCAAAGCUUGCUUCGGCCAGAGAAGAUUCCUUGGUUCAUGAAUCUGUUGUAAUAACGGAAGAAGAGAAUAUAUUUAUGGAAGGGAUCAAACCAUGAGCUAGUUAUAUGACCAAUGUUAAAGAAGAGUUUUAACAAUCGACAGUAAAGAUAAGAGUCUUGGAAUAGGUACUUGGUAAAGUUUACUCAAAAAGUAUGAGUUUACCGCUCUAUAUUACAGUCUUACUAUAUAAUGUGAAUGAUGACAAUGACCCAUCCUUACUUUUAAAUAAGCUUCGGGAGACUUUGCACAUACUUCAUAGACAAAGCAGACAAAUCUUCUAAAACUUUAAGUAUCUACUUCUCUCACGUCAAUUCUUCCCUUACAGUUUCACCGAAUGAAAGAUCCAGUUAAAAACCCUCAGCAUCCCCAAAACAUCCAUCUCUGAAAUCAUAGGCACUCCAAAAACCCUUCGUUCAUCUUCCAUGCCCAAUCUCUUCUUCCACCAGGCUCCUACACCUGAAUUAGAUUUAAUACAUCUCUAAGAUGCCUCCUUGGCUGUUUUUUGGGUAUUUCGAGAUUCCUUAAUUUCACCUAAUUCUCAUG
Messenger RNA from Moneuplotes crassus, 1117 nucleotides. Lineage: Eukaryota; Ciliophora; Spirotrichea; Euplotida; Euplotidae. The record is from the annotation of a GenBank genome assembly.